AUUCACUGACCAACAAUAAUAGGAGGACCCCUAAUUCCCGUCCCCCAAUCUCUAACUUUCUCUCUCCUCAAAAAUCAUACUCAUUAUUGGGGGAAAAUAGCGAUGGAAGAUUCUAAGAAAAAGUUGGAGCAACAACAAAUUGAAGAGGAGGAGACCAUUGAAUCAUCAACACUGCAGUUCUUCGAAGGUCUGGGCAUCUCUCUUGAACUCCCAAAAAUUUCGAGUAAUCACGACUUAUUAUCAGAAUUAUUGAUCAAUCUUCUCAAAGUUGAUUCCAUUUCUCGAGGCCACGUUUCUUGCUCCUUUUCCGUCUUACCUUCUGUUGCCAACUACUACAAGGGGUUGCAUGGAGGAGCAGUGGCAAGUAUCGCUGAAAGGCUAGCCAUAGCGUGUGCUCGAACCAUAGUAACAGAGGAGAAGCCGCUGUUUCUUGUUGAGCUGAGCAUUUCCUACCUUUCUUCUGCUCCCAUGAAUGCCGAGUUGAGUGCUGUUGGAUCAGUUGUGAGGAGUGGAAGAAACUUAACCGUAGUAUCAAUUGAAAUCAGACUAAAAGAGACGAAGAAGCUGCUUUACACUGCUCAAGCUACUUUUCAUCAACUCCCUGCAGCAAAAUUAUGAUAUGAGUAUUUGAAGAGCUAUAUUCUUAUAACUUUCUUCAAAAGGAAAUCCCAUGUUGUGUAGUAGUCGUAAUUUAUAUAAGAGGGUAGAAUUUUAUAUCAAGGAAACAUUGAAACUUUUCAACCUCCAAAGUUUCCACAAAAUUACCAUUAAUUACAUGUUAUGUUGAUACAUUUCA
Molecule: messenger RNA, 796 nt
Organism: Chenopodium quinoa (quinoa)
Lineage: Eukaryota; Viridiplantae; Streptophyta; Magnoliopsida; Caryophyllales; Amaranthaceae
Exons: 3
Coding region: 103-618 (171 amino acids)
Molecular function (GO): fatty acyl-CoA hydrolase activity
Source: RefSeq, a predicted model, not a curated record